Oryzias latipes (Japanese medaka) is the source of this 6864-nucleotide messenger RNA. RefSeq names its product NACC family member 2 (gene nacc2). The record is from RefSeq and is a predicted model, not a curated record. Gene Ontology annotation, biological process: regulation of transcription by RNA polymerase II. Gene Ontology annotation, molecular function: protein binding; RNA polymerase II cis-regulatory region sequence-specific DNA binding; DNA-binding transcription factor activity, RNA polymerase II-specific. Lineage: Eukaryota; Metazoa; Chordata; Actinopteri; Beloniformes; Adrianichthyidae.
AGAGGGUCAGAAGUGUCUGGGUUUACAGUGAGCACUCUUUGUUUUAUAAAUGUGUCUAAGUUUGCAGAGUAGAGUCCUAUUCUUGUUUUUCCAGUUGACCACUUGGGAUGCACAUUUUAUUCCCAGUUCAUGCGACUCUGCAUGUGUGUGCAUGUAGAUGUAAGCACUCUCGAGCCAAAGUGCAUGUGUGUCAGGACGGAGUGCAUGAAGAGGGAGAGCAGAGGGAGUGUGUGUGAGAAACAGAGGGUGUGUUUGGUAGAGGCGGUGACUUUUUUUUCAGUUUGUAUUCCUGGAAACUGUUCUGCAGCAUUGCUCAAUAAGGAAACUUGUACGCAUAUGCACGCAUGUUUGUGUGUGUGUGUGGAGGGGGGUAAAAAAACUACACAUGAUUCAUGGAAGGAUUCAAGGUGCGAAUAUUCCUGGAGAAUGCACAAGACUUCGAGGAAUUUUCAGGGUUAAUGUAAGAUAGUGUCCUGCAUGUUCCAGCCAUAGUGAAAUGCGAUGACAAAGGCUGACACAUACAAAAUGUCAGCAAAAAACAGAGAGAAUCUCUGAACUCUAACAUGAUAAACUUCAACACAGUUGGCUUUUCUCUAUUUCUGUAGCUGGUAUUGGUUUUCUUGCUUAAUUACUGGCUUUGUGAAGGGUAGUUGUUGUUCCUGUAUAAGGUGCAAUACGAGGAAUGAGUCCCAGACUCAAAUUCUUGGAAUUUAAGUCAUGUUGGACAACAUAGCCUAAAGGUGUUUCACAACAUUAACGCACAUGAAAUGCCUCUCCCGGUGUCGGAAACUGCAGUGAAUAUCUGAACGCUCAUCUCCCACUGAGACCAACAUGUCCCAGCUGCUCCAUGUGGAGAUCCCGAACUUUGGAGCCACAGUUCUGGGAUCCCUGAACGAGCAGCGCCUGCUGGGAAACUACUGUGAUGUAUCAAUCGUGGUGAAAGGUCAGGCUUUCAAAGCCCACCGGGCUGUUUUGGCUGCCAGCAGCCUCUACUUUCGUGACCUCUUCAGCAGCUCCUCUAAGACCCAGUUUGAGUUGCCUUCCUCCGUGACACCUACUUGCUUUGAGCAGAUCCUCACUUUCUGCUAUACAGGGAAGCUAACAAUGGCAGCUAGUGAACAGCUGGUGGUGAUGUACACAGCUGGCUACCUUCAGAUUCAACAUAUAGUUGAAAGGGGCAUGGAACUAAUGUUUAAGGCCAACUCGCCUCACUGUGACUCACAAACAGCGGGGUCCUUGGAAGAAACGGGGUCUGAGCCGCAGAGUCCUUGCAACAACAUCAACGGCCUCUCAGUAGCAGCCUUUCUGGGAACCCCGGGCUUGCCUGCAUCAAUAAUCUUGCCCCACCGCAAGAUCAAACUAGAAGGCGGUGAUCCGGUACCCGUCACAAUACCCCCAGUGCAGAUCAAGACUUCAUCUCCAGAGUUGGGGGUUCGGAUGGAGAGGACAAGCUCACUGUUCUACACUGCAGCAGGUGGGACUCCCAUCCCCGGUAUCCCAUCUUUCCACCUUCAAACAUCCGGAGGAGGCGGAGGAACAGGUGGGGAGAGAUCCAGCCCUGGAGCGUCCAGCCUCCCCACCACUGACAGUCCCACAUCCUACCAGAACGACGAUGAAGAGUUCGAGGAGGAGCCCUAUGAUGGGAUAACCGAGGAAACUUACAACAACCUCUACGGACGUGGAGCCAACCCCUACGGAAUCCAAGACAAACAAGACGUAGCAGCGAUUCCGGUGGCAUUGGAGAAUCGCAACUGCGUGUUGAUCCGCAGAGACCUCGUGUCGCUCCCUGCAAGCCUUGUGAGUCAGAUCGGCUACCGAUGCCAUCCUAAACUGUACACCGAGGGAGACCCGGGGGAAAAGCUGGAAUUGGUGGCCGGUACCCAGGUAUUUAUGACAAGAGGCCAGCUGAUGAACUGUCACUUGUGUGCUGGGAUCAAACACAAAGUCUUGCUCCGUCGCCUCUUAGCCACCUUCUUCGACAGAAACACUCUGGCAAAUAGCUGUGGGACAGGCAUCCGCUCCUCUACCAGUGACCCCAGUAGGAAACCCUUGGACAGCAGGGUCCUAAAUGCUGUUAAACUCUACUGUCAAAACUUUAAUCCUAACUUCAAGGAGAGUGAAAUGAAUGUGAUUGCUGCUGACAUGUGCACAAAUGCAAGGCGGGUCCGCAAGAGAUGGCUGCCCAAGAUCAAGUCCAUGCUGCCUGAUGGCAUGGAAGUGUACCGCGCGGGGAUAAGCAUGAGUGCUGCUGUAGGUCUGGGGCUGGCCCUGGGUGCUCCUCAAUCAGGAGCCACUCUCUCCUUCGAGCCUGACUUCAAGACCUUAGAGCAAAGGUUAUAUCCAGAUCGAAAAGACCCUCACAGGACUCAGCCAGAAGGCAGCCCUCCGUCUGGAGCUGGAGCAGAGGGCGAACGGGAAACGGUUGGCCAUGAGGAACAGAGGGAAGACGAGGAUGAAGCGAGGUCGGAGGGCGUUAACAGAUCACAGGGGACGCCCACUUUGAUCCCAGGGUCUGUGACGGGCAACACGUCACCAGAGCAGAAGGUGGAAAGUUUUGGACAAGGUCUGAGGGUGAAUGGACAGUGAAUGACCCUCUCAGCGUCCCCUCACCCUCACGUGGUGAAACCUGUUUAACAAACGCAGUUCCUUCUGCUUGCUCUCUUACAUCGCAGUCCACGGCGCUUUCUUCUCCUCUGCGCUUCCUCAGCGGGAAAUUACCCGCUCAAAAAAGGCUACACUCAUAGAUCUUAUUACCCCAGAGUCUGUCACAGAUGCAUGUGCACGUGUGUGCUCGAGUACUUGCAUACUUAGAAGAAGAGGAAGAAUCAAAACGAGAAUAAAAGACACAGGCAUGGCAUCAACAAAUUCAGCCCUUUCCUAGUAUAGUAUCAUUCUUUUCAUGUUAUUCUAGACACACAACCUGCAUUUGAACGUAUGUCUUAAAAAUACAAAGAACUGAUCAGCAAAUUGUUGCAGUGACGUAUCAGUUUUGUAUAAUACAUAAGCAAAAGCUGCUUAGUGGGCAGUUUUCCAGUGAACAUUUUAAUUUUUAUACUAUUUUGGCAAAAUGGGCUUCUAAAACAAAGAAACCUGUGGAAGACCACAAGGAAUAUGAGAUCAGCAGUAUUUGCUUUACAACAUUUUAUUCUAAAAACACAUUUUUACGCCAACUGUUCGUUAGGCGAAAAUUACAAAGCUAUUUUCCAAAACAAACCUAGCAGACACAUGUUUUAUUUCAUGUUUAUCUGCCCACAUCAUGACAGAUUAGGCUGUCAAUCGGAUGCCUGUGUCUGCUGCAGAUCACAAUCUAUACACACUCAUUUACCCUUCCAGCUUUUAAUAUCUUGAUAUAUUAAAAGAUUCCAAAAAGAUACGUUGAAGUGUUUUUUAGCUUUUACAAAAAAUAUAUAUAUAUUUUUGGGUGAAGGGGGGAUACAGAGAGAAAAGAGACAUAAAGUAAUGACGUUCAAGCUUGCAUGCAUGGAAACAAACCAUAAAUGGAAAGAAUAGCUGAAAACAACAGCAAAGCCUGCAUCUAAAUAAGAUAAAAGCAAUUCUUGCCUGGAGCUGUAUGCGUUCAAGACCCAAAACGACUUUCUCUCCAGGACCUCUGUCAAGCAAACGUUAGAACUGGCUUCAGUGUAACCUAGCAUUGACUUGUCUUUUGAAUUUUUGAUUUUACCUGUGGACCGGUGACAACCAAGAACGGAGAAUGCAUGGAGUGGAAAGAGGAAGUGCACUACGCUGAACGAUAGAAGAGAAAGUGCCGGAGCAGAGCAUUGUUCCACCUUGAUGUGAUGUGAUAUGUACAGAGACUACACAGUCCUGCUUCCAUCUUUUUUCUUUUUUUUUAACUUUGUCGGGGAAUGUGUGGGUGGGUAAAUUAUUAAAUAAAACUUUUAAGAGCAAUUUAUGCUGGCUUACUGCAUUUGCACUCAAGAAGGUUAAAGGGUGGGAAACUGAGGAGUUGGCAAAAUGGACCUGGAAAGACUGCAAAUUGCCACCACAUCACCCUGGUUACAUAAUUAAUCAGGCAUUUGUGGCAUUGGAAAGAAACAAGGGGUGUCUCUGACGAUGACUGUUUCUAUGGUUUUGAUGGAGCAAGGUCAUUUUAGUUUGUUGUCUGGUUUUAAUGCUUGUUGCCAUUCACAAAAUUCAGCCCUAUCAGCCUUUUCUUUCUUGUUUCAUGCAGUGAUUUACAAAAACAAAAAAAGAUGCACAUUGUAUGCAUCCUUUGUAUUUUGCUUUUUCUUUGUUUCUGGCAGCAAUGAAAGCAUAUUUGAUCACAAGAACUGAUUGUUUAUUUGAACACAUGGUCAAAAAGUGGAUUGGAAGAAAAGUUUUUUUCUUUCUACAAAAGUAAGAGCAAAACUGAAAAAUCAGUUUGUGCAAAUUCCCUCUGGCAUGUCAUUAAAAAAAAAAAAAUUGUGUUGACAUCUUCAGAAUUUUGGCCAUAAAAUGUAAUUCCUUUACAUUUAUUUUAGUAUUUUUAGUUGAAGCUUUAACAGAGCUCUGCAAAACAAACACAGGGCUGCAAAUGCACUAGUUGAUGACAAUGUUACCGUUUUGUUCUAGUUUUAUUUUUUCCUCUUUUCUAAAAUGUGGUCUGCCAUAAAUAAGUCUUUUUUUAAGUGGCCAAACUAUUGAGUGAAUGUACCCUGUAGAAAUGCUUUGGCUAAGAUACAGGUCUUGAGCGAAUGCAGUACAUUUAUUGAUUUGUGUUUUGUUAGCAUAAACUUUUGUACAUAACUAAGGAUCAAAAAAAUAAAAUUAGUAUAUAGAUAUAAUUAGUUUUAAGUGUCAGGGUGGAUGCAGUCCUGAUUUAAAACACUGAUUUUUAAGCUGCCAUACACAGGUCUUCCAACAGAAUAGAAGGGAGCUUUUUACUAAAUGUCCAAAACUCAUUCAUGUUUAAGUAGCACAUCGAUAUUUAUUGUUUUAUGGGCUUUUUACAAUUUUUAUCCCAACAAUUCUGUAUGUCAAAUUGAAAGAAAAUUUGGUAAAAUACUCUAUUGUCAUCUUUAAUUUAUUCUUCAAGAGUUUUUUGGUAAAAGCAAAAACAAAAAGUGGAUUUUAGUGAAUCAUUUGUCCUUACUACUGAUUUUUUUUAAAAAAAGAAAAAAAAACCUUAAAAAAAUAAACCUAACAAAAUUCUGAACAGCUUAAAUCUUUUUUGACACUAAAUGAAUCUAAAGCCUCUCUUAAUCUUUCAAAGUAAUAUGUGAACAUCUUAUACUGAUCAAUGAUCAUUUCAAAUGCGUUCUUCCUUUUGGUUUUAGUUAUACAAUUUAUAAAGUAGAAACAUGUUUCUAAUAAAUUUAGGGAGAAAAGUCUAGUCAAGUGAAUACAUUGUUCUGUUUUGGAAAAUGUUAAUAUCCUCCAUUGUACUGACAGAAAAGGAAUGUGGAGCAGUGCCUUAGAUUGUGAUAUGUGAGUGUUGAUAUGUGCCAUCAUUUCUUUUUUUAAGAGACAAACGAGGCCAUACAACGUAGAACAGGAAAAAAAAAAUUUUUGUCUUCUUAAAAAAUAAGAUUGUUCAAAAUCUAAUGGUACUUCUUCAAAGAAUCCUCAUCAGAUGCAUUAAACAACCACACCUUAAAAUAAAACAACUUCCUGUCCAAAAGUAAAAGGAUACAAUCUCACAUUUUCUAAUGCCUUCCGUCAAAAGCUUGCUCAAAUUUCGUUGCUAAACUGCCCAACUACUGAUUCACCACCUGAAUCAUCUAAAGUUUUUCUUUUCAAGUAACAUUGAAUGAUGUUGCACUGUAACCGGGAAACUCAGAAUGUCAGGAAUUUGUGGUGGUUGCAAAAAAAAAAAAAAAAGUAAUAAUGAUAGUAAUGUUCUGCAAUUUGUUGUUUUAUUUGACUCAAACCCAUUUGUCACCUGUUGCUGAAUCAUUUGUCUUGAUGAUCACUGAAUGUAAGAAGCAGGAUAGGACCGUUGACGGAUGGAAAUAAACUUUUGACUUGUUUUUUUGUUCUAACCCACGAGCUGUUUUCAUCUCCCAAUACUGUAAAACAAAUGCACACUGUAAUUGUGUUCUGCUGAAAGGCUCACCCUGAAAAGAGGACAUUUUUAUGCAACACUUAGAACAGAAACGCACGCCAUUCAGUUGCUUACCUGAACCCAGUGAAGCCUCAGAUCUUUAUGCACCAUGUGUUUAAUGCUGAUUAAUUGUUGUCUCUGUUAACAAGCAAAGCCAGAGGAGUCUUGCAGGUAGCAGGGCUGUGUUUUAUUUUUGUAAAACCCCCUGGUCUUUGGUUGAAUGUUUGAUAAAAUGUAACAUUGUCUGUUAAUAACAACAAAAAAAAGAACAUUGUGAUAAAGAAUGGAUUUGCCUAUCCAUUUGACUUUGAGCAAACUCGGAAAAAAGAAAUGCACUAAAAGUUUGUACGUGUAACAAUGCCAGCACUUUAGAACUACUUAGAAAUUGAAAGAAAAGAAGACAACCAUCAAGAGUGACCAAGGAUGUUGGAAAGAGGGGAGGAAAUGCGAAUCUUAAAGCCAUGUGUUCAGAGCGCUGACAAUCAGAAAAGGGAUGAGACCCAAAGUGCACUAUUGGAGAUGUGGAUGUUGCUGUGCUUUUCGCUUUCUCUUUCUAGAGCUCGCUAUAGUCUGUGCUUUGCUUGCUUUGCAGAUCAGAGAGGCAUAGUGAUGUGAACUCCAGCCUUCCUGGCUAUAAGUGUGUUUUUGACUCAUACUUUCGGUGCUUCAUGAGCAGAGCUAUCCCAUGUUGACAUGGACCAUAUCUGUCAUACUCUGCUAAGCAAAAGGCCAAACAUGGCUCUGAGUCUGUGCUUAUGGGUAGCUUUGUGAUGGAAAAUUAAGCAAAUGUUAAUAAAGGAUUUUAUCAUGCAACCAAA